This is a messenger RNA of Lingula anatina, 1632 nucleotides long. RefSeq lists its product as uncharacterized. The record is from RefSeq and is a predicted model, not a curated record. NCBI's taxonomy places the organism in Eukaryota, Metazoa, Brachiopoda, Lingulata, Lingulida, Lingulidae.
CUUUUCGCUUCGGCUCUUCGUGAACGUGGGGGCGGUGUAGUCUCAAAACAACAUGUCCGACCGCGAGUUGUUACAUCUAGCGAUACAAGAAAAUGACACAGACUUGAUAGAUAUGCUGAUGUUGGAUGAUGCCACACGCAAAACCAAAUUUAAUCAGAAUAUUCCUAGAAUCGAUCUCACUUCGAUGACUGAUGAGCAAGUGUGGAAACAAUUCCGUUUUCAGAGGGAAGAUAUCGAUCGGUUGGUUCGACUUCUUCAACUUCCAGACAGAAUGAUAUUUGCUGACAGAACAGUAACUUCGGGAAGAGAGGCUUUAUGUGUAUUACUAAAGAGGCUGUCAUAUCCAAACAGAUUAGUGGACCUUGAAAAUGUGUUUGGAAGAUGUACAAGUCAGUUAUCUGUAAUCGUGAAUGAAACAGUGGACCACAUAUAUGACAAUUAUAGUCACUUGAUUCAUAAUCUAGAUCAACCAUGGAUGGACAUGGAUCAUCUCAUGCAGUAUUCUGAGGCGAUUGUUUCACAGGGUGCACCAUUAAAUAAGUGUAUUGGUUUUGUGGAUGGCACCGUUAGACCUAUAAGUAGACCUACAUUUCUACAACGGACAUGCUACAAUGGACACAAAAGGACACACGCAAUUAAAUUCCAGAGCGUUGUGAUCCCAAAUGGGAUUAUAUGCAGUUUGUAUGGCCCAAUGGAAGGCAAGCGCCACGACUGUGCCCUUUUGAAAGAGAGUGGUCUUCUUCAACAGCUGCAACAGCUACCACAAGAUGUUGAUGGGCGAUUUUGUAUUUAUGGUGACCCUGCAUACCCCAUCCGCCCCCAACUUCAGUGUCCAUUUCGAGGUGCAAACAUUACACCAGAGCAGCACGCAUUUAAUUCUGAAAUGUCUCGGGUCCGAGAAAGUGUAGAGUGGGCCUUUGGAAAAAUUGUACAAACUUUUGCUUUUCUUGACUUCAAAAAAAAUUUAAAACUUUACCUUCAGCCUGUUGGCAAAUUGUACGCAGUUGGUGCAAUUCUCACCAACUGCCAUACUUGUUGCUAUGGUGGAGUUAUUACAGAAUUUUUUAAUGUACACCCUCCAACAUUGGAGGAAUAUUUAUAUCAAAGAAACUAAACAUAAUAAAUGCAUCACAUAUCUAAAAGAAUUAAGAUAAUGUGCUGUAGUGUAGAGGAAAAGAAUUGAGCAAAUAAAGAAUUGUACAAGGUUGAAAUUUUUUAUUUACAAUAUAGUGGUAAUUUUCUGUAACUAUUGAGCAAUGAAACGUUUUAAACAUAUAAAAAAUUAGAAAAAGAUUUCAAAAUAUGAGCAAUAUUUGGAACUUUUGUACAAAACUGAAAUAAGAGCAUUUAUUUUUUGUAGCAGCAUUCAACAAUAAGUAACGGUACCGAAUGCCAUUAAUUGCAUGGUUGAUAGGCCUAUUUAUUUAUGAGCAUUAUUUUAGCUUUUGACCAAAACAAAAAUAAGAGUAUUCAUUUGACAUGGCUGCUUUCAACAAUAAGUAACAAUAAAAAUAAUAAUAUAACAGUAAAGAAUGCUAUUAAUUGCAUAUGGUUGAUAUUUACAAUAUAGAGAUGAUUCUUUUUAACAUCAUUGAGGAAUGAAACUUUGAAUCUGAUAUAUAUAAAACUAAA